AUGCUCCGCGCUUCAGCAAGCUCGAUUCAGUUCACUUCUAUUUACGAAGGUAUCGCAGCUAAAACGUCAUCUGCCGCCUCUCCUUAUGCGUUUCUUCUUGAAAUUGAUGGCACAAAGAUUCUUCUUGACUGCGGAUGGGAUGAUAGCUUCAGCCCAAUCUACCUUGAAACACUUCGCCCAUACCUAAGUGGUAUUGACGCGGUGCUGCUCUCGUCGCCGGAUAUUGCGUCUUGCGGAGCUCUGCCCUAUGUUAUGGAGCACCUCCCCCCUGGUGUCUUUGUCUCGGCCUCGAACUCUACUGCGAAGAUUGGGUUACAUAGCAUUCUCCAUACUUUUUUGUAUCAGUUUCCGAAUGCACACACAUUCUCGGUGAACGGAGGAGUUGAGGAAAGUUUUGUGAUGUCUGUCGAUAGUAUCUAUAGCGCCUUUCGGAGCACACGGGAACCUUAUGGCGGUAAGGUGUCUGUUGGAAAGAAAAACGCGCUUGUUAAUUGUCAUGCGGUCUUCGCUGGCCGCAUGCUGGGAGGUUACAGUUGGAUCAUUCGAUACCAAAUCGAUGAAAUCUUUUACUGCCCAGAUUUUUCCUUAAAGCCAUCUUACGUGCUAAAGCGUUUUAACGUCCCAACGACCUCCAAUAUCGUCUGCAUUGGAAGCUACCCGAUGCACACAGGCGUCUCUUCUGGCAUCAAGUACGAAGAGCAACUAAAGGGUCUCUUUCGUGAUAUUCAGCACACCCUUCGAAGUGGUGGUACUGUUCUGAUUCCUUGUUCUGUUGCAGGACGCGGCCUCGAAAUUGUCAGUAUUAUAUCUAAGCUACUUCUAGAGAGGGGCGGUGAUCGGUACAAAGUCAUCCUCGCUGCGCUUCAGUCUCAGGAGAUCAUGGACAAGGCAACCACUAUGACCGAGGUGUUGCAGGAAAACAUCGUUCUCGGUGACCAGGCACUCUUUUCCAGCGUUAUUGCGUGUAGUACUGCCAACGAUGUGAUCGGCAUUGCGGGGCCCAAGGUUUGUGUCGCCGACGGACCAACGCUGGACUACGGGAUUUCAGCAGAGCUUCUGGCCCAUCUGUUUGUUGCCGAUUCACAGGGCAGUGAGAAUCUCGUCGUUUUCACGGAGCCCCCGCGGCCUGGAACAAAUGCGCAUGCCGUUGCACAGUGUCCUAAAGAUAAGGAACUGACCUUUUCAUUUAUUAAGCGUACUCGGUUAGAUAAAGAAGAGCUGGAAGAGUACUACGUCCAGCAGGAGCGUGAAUUAAUGGAGAGGCGAACUCAGCUCGAGGCGGAGGGGAAUUUCAAGGUCAAUGAGUACCCAGAAAAAGAGGGCGAUGAUGAUGACCUCAGCGAUGACGACACGGAUUCCACACAGGAUACGGCAUUAGCCAGGGACAAGGUCGAGCAGGGUGAGAAAACGUCCACUAGCAGUAUCCUAGGACUGGUGUUACCAUCUUAUAUCAAUUUUUCCUCAAAACAUCUCAAUUUCCCGGCGCUUGAAAUGACUAAUACACUAAGUGCUGCCCUCAUGCGUGGCGAGAAUGUUGCCUACGGCCUUCCUGUGAGCGAUGAGGAGCAGAUGGUUCUUCAAAAAAGGGCCCCCGCAAGAAUUUCUAGUGACAAGGGACCAGAAGAGCUGCACAUGCGAAACGAUGCACAGAGAGAGGCUAACAUACCUUCAAAGGUCUUUCAAGUCAGCCAAACAUGCCGGCGCACCUGCAAGAUGCUCUAUUCUGACCUUUCCGGAUUGCCAGAUCAGUCUGUUAUGAGAAGUCUCUUUGUAUCUAAGUUCAACUUUGCCAAAAAAGUAGUUACGAUACGUGGAACACAUGAUGACUGGCAGCAGCUUUCUCAGUUCUGCCGAAAUGAGAAGAGUUUAAAGUGUGGGGAUAGCGUCUUCAUUCCACAGUCGGGUGAUGUUGCUCUUGAAUUAGCUACUCAAGUGCUUUCUUACUCCAUUCUGCUGGACUCAAAAGUGACCCAACAGUUGCCGAACAUUUUGUGUCCCGUCCAGGAGACCAAUUCCAAGGGCGUGUGGGAAGUUGGCUGGAUCGACGGUCUCCUGCAAAGCGCCUCGAACAUAUCCUUGGCAGCUGAUUCAGACGAACCAGAAGCUCAGCGGGUGCGUCUGGAAGGAAAUACAACGCUGGUGCUGACGGAGGUACCCCCUUCCAGAAUUCAGGAAAGUGCUGAAAUGCGUGAAGCACAGGGUUUAGCGAGUGGGUCGUUUUUUGUUGGUAAUAUCAACCUCUCUCAGUUGCGUGAGACGGCGCGGCGCAAUGUGGGUUUAAUGAGUGAUUUUCACCGCAAGGCACCCAUGUUAGUCUUUGAUGAAGGUGUGUGUGUUCGGAAAGAUGCAGGCGGCACCCUUACACUCUCCUCCAUUGCAACGCCAGAGAUGUUUAAGGUGCGGAAAACAGUUUAUAAUCAGUUCUCUCAGAUCAUGUAG
Phytomonas sp. EM1 is the source of this 2439-nucleotide messenger RNA. The record is from the annotation of a GenBank genome assembly. NCBI's taxonomy places the organism in Eukaryota, Euglenozoa, Kinetoplastea, Trypanosomatida, Trypanosomatidae.